AUGGCUUACAUCAUGAGCGACCUGAUAAGUAUUGAUCACUGGGCCGUUUCGCAUGGACCUGUCAAGUUUCAGAUGGGAAGAAGCCUUCUGUUGGGAUUUGCCCUUGGUGGUGGCUUGGAAUUGGCCAUGGGGUGCAGUGCUAGAAUUGCAACGCCGAAGGCUGAGCUUGGUCUACCUGAACUUAAGCUUGGAAUUAUUCCUGGUUGUGGAGGCACUCAGCGUCUUCCAAGGCUCGUUGGGACAUCAAAGGCCAUUGAUAUGUCGAUGUCAUCCAAGAUCAUUACUUCUGAAGAAGGGAAGGAGUUGGGACUUAUCAAUGAUGUGGUAUCUUUCAAAGACCUCUUAACAGUUUCUCGUCUCUGGGCAUUAGAUAUUGCAGAAGGACGGCAAGCCCGUCUUAAUACACUUCAAAGGACAGAUAAAAUUGAACCUAUACGCGAGUCAUCUGCUAUCCUGGAAACUGCUAGGCAAAAGGUUUUGAAGACAUCUCCAAGUAUGCCUCAUUAUAAAGCCUGCCUCGAUGUGAUAGAAGAGGGCAUCAUUUCUGGAGGUUAUGCUGGAGUUUUGAAGGAGGACAAGGUUUUAAGAGAAUUAGUCCUAUCAAAAUCUGCUAGAGCUCUGCUUCAUGUGUAUUUUGCUGAACGUGCAACAUCAAAGGUACCAGGCAUUACUGACUGUCAGCUUAAACACCGGAAGAUAGAGAAGGUUGCUGUUGUUGGUGGUGGUUUAAUGGGCUCUGGUAUUUCCACAGCUCUUAUACUCAGUUCUAUACAAGUCAUUCUCAAAGAAAUCAACUAUGACUGUCUGCAAAAGUCACUUAAAUCAAUAGAAGUUUGCAGCCCUGCUCAUGUGAUGCCGCUCUUGGAAAUUGUACAAACGUCUAAACAAGUAAUACUAGACGUUCUUAAAUUUGCUAAGAUCAUCGAAAAGGUUCCUAUAGUGGUUAAAAACUGCACUGGUUUUGCUGUCAACCGGACAUUUUUCCCAUACAUGCAAGGAGCUGACAUGUUGGCAAAUCUGGGGGUUGAUGUUUUCAGAGUCGAUCGAGUAAGCACUGAAUUUGGCAUGCGAAUUGGACCUUUUCAGCUUUUUGACUUGUCUGGAUAUAAUGUAUAUCUGGCAGUAGUCAAGGGGUUUGCUGCAGCAUUUCCAGAUCGCACUUUCCAGUCUCCAUUACUUCAGCUUAUGAUGGAAAAUGGCCAUACAGGCAAGAAGGACGGAAGAGGCUACUACUUAUACAAGAAGGGAAAGAAUCCUGAACUCAAUCCAUCCGUGCCGAAAGUAGUUGAAGAGUGCAGGAGACUUGUGAGCAUUAUACCUGGGAUGUUAAAAUAG
This is a messenger RNA of Nicotiana tabacum (common tobacco), 1335 nucleotides long. The record is from RefSeq and is a predicted model, not a curated record. Lineage: Eukaryota; Viridiplantae; Streptophyta; Magnoliopsida; Solanales; Solanaceae.